AGUGUAUUAGUUAACAAAUAAGUAUAAAUUACUGCUAGAGUGUAAUGGCGUCAUCACACGACAUAGGAGAAAUUUCAGAGGUGGUCUCUAAUAUGUCGACUGACAAUACAACUGAAGAAAAUUUAAAUGCUCAAGACACUGAAAUGCUUGAUGCUAGCUCCAUUUUGCUUAAAAAGCAAUGUGAUAAAACCGCUUAUUUAGACGGUAAAUUUUUUUCUGUUGACUACAAUCAGUCUACUCUGGAAGGUAACAAAAUUAUGGCAAAAUGUCGUAUGUGUCCUGAACAAUUAAGACCAAUUAAAGGGAUGCUUGGUGUAUCAUCCAAUUUUGUUAAACAUCUUGAACAAAAACAUCAAUUGGUAAAAGAUGAAUAUGAAAUAUAUGCUAAGAGAAAGCGUGCAAAAAUUGACAAAGAAGUUCGAUUCACAUGUACAUUUUCUCAAGAAGAAUUUGAAGAGAAUGUUACAGCAUUUAUAUUAGACAGCAUGUCACCUUUAAGCAUCGUAGAGAGACCUUCAUUUAGGAAGAUAUUUGAUGGUAAAUCAUUAACAAUAAAAAGAGGUAAUCAGCAACUGAAACAAUUAUCGCGGCAUACUGUAUAUAGAAAUAUAAAAACAAUAUGUAAUAAGCAACAGCAAAAAAUUAAGACUGCAAUAGAGAACGCUCCUUUUGUGUGCACAACGGCAGAUAUUUGGUCAGCAACAAAUCGCCGAUUCAUGGGUGUUACUGCUCAUUGGAGUCCAAUAACUAUGACUGCACAUUUACUGGAAAGAAAGUCGGCUGCGAUUGCAUGCAGAACAUUUCCUGGCAACCAUACAUGGGAUAAUGUUGCUGAGUUAUUAUUACAAAUUAAUAAAUCAUUUGGAUUAGUUGGAGAAAAAUUGAUCUCAACUGUUACAGACAAUGGUUCAAAUUUCGUAAAAGCGUUUAAACAACUAGGAGUUACCUUAUAUAGAGAUAAAAAUGAAGAUCAUAAUUGCAUAGACAGUGAUCUUGAUGAAGAUAAUGAUAUUAUAAUAGGACUAACUAAUUCAACUGAUGGCUGUAGUUUGCUAGAAGAGAACUUAGAAGAAUUGCCUCAGCAUAUACGCUGCGCUAGUCACACAUUACAUUUAGUGGCUACUAAUACUACAAUAACAGCCUUGAACGAUAAUAACAGGUUCAAAAUUAUUUAUGAUGAAACAAUUUCCCGAUGUGAAACUUUGUGGAAGAGUAUGCGAUCGCCAAAAAAACGCGAAUUAUUAAUAAAGCACUUCGGUUGUUCAUUGAAAAGACCUGUUAUUACACGAUGGAACUCAUUUUUUGAUAGUUUAUAUCAAAUACAUUCACUGCAAGAUAAAAUAAUGCAAGUUGAUGUAUUGCAAAAAAUCUUGGAUUCAAGAAACAUCCUUAGGUUCGAAGAUUUUCGAUUUAUUAAGGAAUACUUGACUUGUGUUGAGCCUCUUGCGAAAGCAAUAGAUAUAUUGCAAUCCGAAAAAAAUUGCUAUUACGGAUAUUUAUUGCCAACAUUAAUUUCACUAAGAAGGAAAUGGUACUUUCUAAAAGAACAAACUAGUAUUAAUACUUGCAAACCACUUCUAAGCGCGAUGUUGAUUGAUUUAGAAUCGCGCUUUUAUGAUUUCUUUCAUGUUACAAAUGUUGACAAAAUAGCUGCGAUCGCUGCGGUAACGCAUCCAAAAUUUAAAAAUCGAUGGUUAGGAUGUUUAUCACCAAAAUUACAAGAACGAGUGAGGGAAAAAGUUUUAGAAGCCUACAUCAAUUUUCGAAUGCCACACCUCAGCAAAGUCAUUCAUUAAUGAGAAAAGAG
Messenger RNA from Ooceraea biroi (clonal raider ant), 1807 nucleotides. RefSeq lists its product as uncharacterized. The record is from RefSeq and is a predicted model, not a curated record. Lineage: Eukaryota; Metazoa; Arthropoda; Insecta; Hymenoptera; Formicidae.